AUGGGUGUUGUUGUAUCGAUCCUACAAGAUGCAUUCAUAGUCCUCGUCUCAACAGUCUCCCUUCUAAAAGCUUUGUCUACCGAGUUCAACCAGGCUUUGAAGCGUGCAUCCCAAUCUCCCGGUCUUCCAAACCCCAAGCCAUCCCAAACAUACUGGCUCAGCGACCCUCCACAUCCCGAACUCGUCAAUGUAAGCUCGCCCGAGUUACCGAAAACCGCGGAUGUGGUUAUCAUCGGUUCUGGAAUUGCGGGCGCUGCUGUCGCGCGGUCGUUACUACACGAGCGACGUCGCCGCAACUCCCGUACGGAUGAAAAGGUGGUUGUUCUCGACGCUCGACAGCUUUGCAGCGGUGCCACUGCUCGGAAUGGCGGUCAUAUCAAACCUGCGGCGUACGAGUCCUUUUCUCGGUUCAGCAAGCUUUUUCCAAAGGAUCGUGCUGCUGCCUUGACGCGUUUUCAAUCUCGGCAUAUUGAGUGCUUGGUUAGUUUGUGCGAAAGCGAAGGCAUUGAAUGUGCCGAAGCUCGUAAGGUCGAGACUGUUGACCUUUUUUUGGACGGCCAGAGUUUCGCCAAGGCUGUCGCUAAUGUUGAUGAAUUAAAGAGAUGGUUGCCUGAGGUUGGGAUUGCAGUGUGGAGGGGAGAUCAAGUACAAGAGGAGUUCGGUGUCAACAAUAGCGUCGUCGGUGCGCUGUCAUACCAAGCAGGUGCUAUCUGGGCGUAUCGAUUCGUUGCAUCUAUCUGGAACGGCCUUCUAAAUGAUUUUCCUCAUAGCCUCUCUGUUGAGAUAAACACUCCUGUAGAGUCAAUAAGUCUUCCAGAGGAGGCUCCGAAAAGCUUCCCAUACGCUUUGAAAACCUCCCGAGGAAUUAUAUUUGCCCGUCAAAUAAUUCACGCCACCAACGGCUUCGCAAGUCAUCUUGUCCCGGGACUGCGCAGCAAGAUCGUGGGUGCACGAGCCCACAUGUCUGCCCAGCACCCAGGACAACGGUUCCCAUACGCCGGCGGUUUGCACUCCUGGGGUGUAGUUUACGGCGAGGGCUUUGACUACGCCACACAAAGACCAUCGAAAGCAGAUGGUUCAAAAGGCGAUCUAAUGAUUGGAGGCGGCUUCAUGCGAUCGCUGAAACAAGGUAUUGAUCAAGUCGGUCUGUACGACGAUGGCCCCCUGCUCGAACCUCUCACCGCCAUACACAUUGCCGGUAUCUUUCCCGCGAUCUUCCAUCCCAAAUGGGGUGCUGGUGCCGAGUUGAAGCAGACAUGGUCUGGCAUUCUCGGUCUGACUGGAGACUCUCUUCCACUAGUAGGCCGCGUGGACGCAAAAUUAACAGGACGAGACAUCAAACGACGAAAACGCAUAUCAAACGACGAGUGUGGAGAGUGGAUCGUGGCCGGUUUCGCCGGCGAAGGUAUGGUAUGGGCAUGGCUCUCGGGAGCUGCUCUUGGUAUCAUGAUUGCUGGAUGCGAAGACGAAGACCUAUCCGAAGUACCUGGUAGGCCAGGUGGAAAACUGAGAGAGUGGUUUCCACGCGAGCUGUUGGUGUCACAGGAGAGGAUACGCAGUGCUGAUAUUAGUAAUUUGGCCAAUCAGUUGUAA
Molecule: messenger RNA, 1593 nt
Organism: Pyrenophora tritici-repentis Pt-1C-BFP
Lineage: Eukaryota; Fungi; Ascomycota; Dothideomycetes; Pleosporales; Pleosporaceae
Cellular component (GO): cytoplasm
Molecular function (GO): oxidoreductase activity
Source: RefSeq, a predicted model, not a curated record